Mesocricetus auratus (golden hamster) is the source of this 1158-nucleotide messenger RNA. RefSeq names its product DNA polymerase epsilon 4, accessory subunit (gene Pole4). Gene Ontology annotation, cellular component: nucleus; epsilon DNA polymerase complex. The record is from RefSeq and is a predicted model, not a curated record. Gene Ontology annotation, molecular function: protein heterodimerization activity. The coding region runs from base 62 to 412 and encodes 116 amino acids. Lineage: Eukaryota; Metazoa; Chordata; Mammalia; Rodentia; Cricetidae. The transcript is spliced from 4 exons.
AGGACCUGCGCCGCGUGUGCGCGCUCAGCCGGCGAUCGCGCGCAGCACGUUCAGGGUGGGGAUGGCGGCGGCGGCGGCCGGGAGCGGGACGCCCAGAGAGGAGGAGGCUCCCGGAGGGGAGGCAGCAGCUACGCAGGCCCAAGCCCCGACGAGUGCAUCCGGGGCUCGGCUCUCGAGGCUGCCUCUGGCGAGAGUAAAGGCUUUGGUGAAGGCGGACCCUGACGUAACGCUCGCGGGACAGGAAGCCAUCUUUAUCCUGGCGCGUGCCGCGGAGCUGUUCGUGGAGACGAUUGCAAAAGAUGCCUACUGCUGUGCUCAACAAGGAAAGAGGAAAACUCUUCAGAGGAGAGAUUUGGAUAAUGCAAUAGAAGCUGUGGAUGAAUUUGCUUUUCUAGAAGGGACUUUGGAUUGAUUACAGAGCUGGGUGAUUUUGUGAGCCUUCGCUGCAUCCUUCAUCUUUCCCUGUGCAAGCCUCAGCUUUGGAGAGAGUCUGUGCGUGUACAAAUCUUGUUCUCCUUUACCCAAGCUACAAGAAGCAGAAAUCUCUGGUACAUUCUCCACAAAGUCUUCCAUUAUUUGAGUCUGUCUUCCAGGUCAGGCCCGGAUGUAGCUGGUGCUGCUCGGGGUGGAGAUGAAAGGACUGUUCUGCAUGAGCGGCUCAGUGAUGGAGGAAGACCAGGAUAAAGGUCUUUGGCCAGAUUCAUUCCUGUUUUACAGCCCUGCCUGUGCUCUUGCCCUGUGACUGAGAACCAUGCCAUCAGGCACAGCCUUUCCUCAUCUUCCUACCAACCAUCCUGAGUCAGCCUUUUUAUUAACUUUGUUCUUUCUCAGCAUGGCAAUGGAAUGUGGGUCUAUAAUUGAUGCGAUACCACUUCUCCUUAGGGGUCAAAUCAAUGUGGUCCUAACAGUUUUAUUGAUGUAUAAUUCAUGUGUCACAAACAAUUUAAACUAAAGCUCGGUGUUUUUUUUUUUGAAUAUUCAUAGGUAUAUGUAUCGAGAUUCUGAACAUUUUCCUUUCAGCAGAUUCACAUGAGUCUUUUGUGUAUGACAAAAUUUAGAUAAUGUUAUUUAAAUUUUAUCUAUGCUAUGGUAUGUAUUUGUACCCUUUCCUUUAUGUUGUGAAAUAUACAUAAUAUAAAGUUUCCCAUUUUAACUGCA